Molecule: messenger RNA, 1074 nt
Organism: Labrus mixtus (cuckoo wrasse)
Lineage: Eukaryota; Metazoa; Chordata; Actinopteri; Labriformes; Labridae
Product: aquaporin-11-like
Exons: 3
Coding region: 122-940 (272 amino acids)
Biological process (GO): transmembrane transport
Cellular component (GO): membrane; cytoplasm
Molecular function (GO): channel activity
Source: RefSeq, a predicted model, not a curated record
GCGGCUUGACGCGGCUGCGGCAACGUGGAUCAACUGGAUUUUGACGUCGAAAAGGAGGGAAGAAGUUGACUCGGCUGAUUUUAUUUAAGUUGCCCCCCUCUCAACAGGACAGCCGGAUGAAAUGACUGACCUGGUGGUUUCCUUGGCGGUGUUGGGGGUCGCCGUGCUCCUCAGCGAGGCGAUCCGCCGGACAGCUGCGCGGUGUUCGCCCGGCGCGUACCGGAUUUACCUGCUGGAAGCGGCGUCCACCUUCCAGCUCUGUUGCUGCACACAUGAACUAAAGCUGCUAGGUGAGACUGCCCGGCUGGAGCUGCCGGUCAGCCUGACCCUCACGUACACCAUGACGGUUAUACAUUUAACCUCUUUCCGGGGAGCCUCAUGUAAUCCCAGCGGAGCUCUGGAGAGCGUCUGCCGCGGCACCAGCGGCGCCCGGGCAGCUGUUCUCCUCAUAGCCUGUCAGUUCGGAGCUGCCGUCGCGGCGCAGUACUUCGCAGCCUCCGUGUGGACUCUGGGUCUUUCUGACGUCCACGUUAACCACCAGAAGUUCGGGUUCAGAUGCUUCGACCCCCUGGGGGGCACUCUAUUGGAGGCCGCGGCCGUGGAGCUGGGCUGUGCUUUCACCGUCCAGGCUGCAGCCAUGCAUGUUCACAAAGUGGACGAAAAACUUCGCGCUAACUUCAUCGCUGCGGUCAUCACCGCGAUGGUUUACACAGGUGGAAGUAUCUCAGGAGCUGUUUUUAACCCCGUGCUGGCCUUCUCCGUCCAGUUCCCCUGCAGCGGCCACACCUACCUGGAGUACUGCUUCGUGUACUGGCUGGGACCAAUUCUGGGCGUGGCGAGCUGCAUCCUGCUGUUCGAGAAGAUCAUCCCUUUCCUGUCCGGGAAGAGUACCGUUGGACUGGACGUCCCCGCUGCCGCCCCGAAGCAGAAGACGCAGUAGAAGAAGAGCAGCACACACCAAAGUGAACCUUCAGUCAGUUUGUGGGUCUCUUAAAAGUCUUUUGUGUUUCUUCACAAGUGUGUGUGAACGUGCCAACGCUUCAAUGGUGAAUCUUAUUUGACUCUCAGUGAGGC